AUGCAGCUCCUUUCGAUUGUAAGCGCAAUGGCCCUUGUGCCAGCAGUAUUCUCUGCUCCCGGAUCGGAUUUCAAGAGAAACGAGCUUAAAUCUCGAGAUAGUGACCGUGGAAGCUACACAGUUUCUGGGCUUGGGGCUCGCAAGCAAGCUGUUUUGAGUGCUGGUGGGAACACUCUUGACAUCGCCAUCGCGAUGCUAGAGACGGAGACAAUGACCACCGAUUAUACAUACGGUGACGGGAAGACGGGAGACUCCACCAAUUUUGGCAUAUUCAAACAGAAUUGGUUCAUGUUGCGUACAUCGGCCUCAGAGUUCUUGGGAGAAACCACAAGCCAGGUUGCUGAUGGUGCUAUUCUCAAUUCCGAUCUCACAAAGGAUGUCACAGCCCGUCACGAUAGCCAGAAUCAUUAUGGCUACGAUGUUUGGUUCGCGGGACACCGUGACGGAGAAUCGGGCAUCCAAGAUCCCAAUACGGCAGAUAUUACAGCUUACAAAGAGGCUGUGGAGUGGAUCCAGCAACAGGUCGACAGUAAUGCGGUGUAUCAGACUGAUGAUACCCGUUUCUGGGUUGAUAUUCAAGCUAUUUAG
This is a messenger RNA of Penicillium macrosclerotiorum, 588 nucleotides long. Its product is annotated as glycoside hydrolase family 134 protein. The transcript is spliced from 5 exons. NCBI's taxonomy places the organism in Eukaryota, Fungi, Ascomycota, Eurotiomycetes, Eurotiales, Aspergillaceae. The record is from RefSeq and is a predicted model, not a curated record. Bases 1 to 588 code for a protein of 195 amino acids.